AUGGAUAGAUAUUCAGGUCCUGUGAUGACCACAGAGGACGCACGCGCAGUCAUUGAAGAGCUAGCGCGGCACAAAGGCGCCUUUACACUUGAAUUCAGGCGAGAAGCAGAAGAGGAGGCCAAAAAUGGCCGCAAGGGCAUGCUGCAAGCGAUCCAAGGCAGCGAGGAGAUUCGUGAAGACUUGGCAAAGGCACUGAAAAUCAUAUCAACCGACCUGUACACAAGCCGCGCGCGGUUUCUGAUGGAAGUCAUCCAGAAUGCCGACGACAACAAGUAUGCAGAGGGCGAGACACCAACAUUGUCCAUCACCGUAUCUCCCAAACAGGUCAAGAUCGAAUGCAACGAGGAGGGCUUCUCCAGAGAGAACAUUCAGGCGCUAUGUCGGACGGGUCGGAGUUCCAAAAGGCCUGGCCAAGGAUACACGGGCGAAAAGGGCAUCGGCUUCAAGUCUGUCUUCAAACUCGCCAAUCGGGCACACAUACGCUCUCCCCCUUACUACUUUCAGCUGGAUCAGACGAGAGAGCUUGGCAUGAUUACGCCGCGGUGGGACGAAGACUACUUUGACGACCACGAGGAAGAACAUCAGACGACCAUCAUCCUGGACCGCAUCUGCGACCGGACGACAGACUUUUCAACUGCGCUAAAAAAGGACGUUGACGCAAUCGACCCUGUCCUCAUUCUUUUCCUGCGGCGCAUAGAACGAUUCCAUCUCGCGCUCUUCAAGUCCUUCUAUGAUGAUGAGCCGAUCAUCUCAAAAAGCUUCCAGCGCGUCAACUGGACGCCCGAUUCUGGAAUUGUGUCGCUUAAAGAUGAAGAUGCCAACACAAUGCGCCACUUGUUCAAACACCGAUUCACCACUGAUUUUGAGGGCACCGAAAUCCGACGACUAGGCGUUACAGAGACCGACAUUGUACUGGCCUUUCCGGUGAAGAAGAUAUCGGGCACGUAUAUGCCCUCGACACGAAAGCAAAACUUUGCCUUUGCUUAUCUGCCUCUUGGGGACUUUGGGUUCAAGUUUGUUAUUCAGGCAGAUUUUCUCACCACGUCGAAUCGGCAAUCGGUCGACGAAGAUAACUAUUGGAACAAAAACAUUGCAGACGCGAUUCCGCACGCCUUUGAGGCAGCUAUCGACAACUUCAACUUCAAUAACAGGAACUCAGACUUGGACGAGCUAGCAAAACUGUGGCCGCUCUACCUCAGUCACAAUACUAAUGUCUUGAGCGCUUACUGGCGCAACAUAGCAAAGGGAAUAAAUAAGCACCUCAGAAGAGCAUUCGUCAUCAAGGACCUAGCCGGCAGGGUCCGGGUGCCAAAAAAUCUCAUGUUCUUAGACUGGGCGCACGAUCGCAAUGAUAAGCCGAUGUUUGGGCAGAUGUGCGACUAUGUCUCUCCUGAUUAUCCCGAGUCGGUCCGUGAGGCGCUCUUGUUGUUGGGUGUCACUGCCCCUGACUGGAAGUGGUUGUGCGACAAGCUUCAGGAGCUGCACAAUAAAAACUCGCUUCACAUUAGGACGCGAAGCAAAGAGUGGUGCUCCGAUCUCGCCAAAGUAAUCCUCGAGCCACAGGAGCCAAGGGGCGACAGAAAGUAUGCAAGAGACCUGAGAAACUUUUCUCUGAUCCCCCUGGCCGACGGCACCUGGCGGCGCCCCCCCUCUGAAGAUGAUCCAAUCUACUUUCCGGUAAGUUUGGGGACGGUCAUUCCACCUGGACUGCCAUUGUCUCUGGUCGACGAAGAAGCUUGCGCUUGCCCCAAGAGGCGUAGGCUCUAUCGACUCCUUGGAGUAAAGGACUGUGACGUCCCAAACGUCGUCAGGCGGAUCCUCGACUACCACGCCGAAGUUAGAUCUGCAAUGCCUAGUAAUCUCAUCGCCCAACUAAAGUACCUCUACAAGAUGCGAGAGCAUCUGCGGCCCGGUGACAUGGACAAUGUAUAUUUUUCGUGUUCCAAUGGCAAGUACUUCCAAAGGGGCACAUCGGCAUAUGCCGAUAUUUCUGUUGGUGGUGAGCUGCAACAGCUUUUCUCCGGUUCCAGAGACGACAAUUUUCUGGACGGUGACUACUUUGCAGAACUCGAUCCUUUUGAAAGAGCCGAGCUUGCACAAUGGUUGAACGAGAUGGCCAGCGUGGCGCUAGCCCCUCGCUUCAUCUCAACUUAUUCCCAUAGGCUCCACAGCGACUUUGAAUGGUUGUUGGAUAAUAAAAGCGACCAGGUCUUGGCUAUUUUGCGUCAGAACUGGAGUCUUUACAACAAGUGCAUGACGAAAAAGGCGAAAGACACACUGGCAGACCAUGAAUUCAUGUGCAAGUCGGGAGAUCGAGUUGUUUUGCGCAAGACCUACAUCCCCUUUCCCAAACUUUUAGAAAAGACACAAGCGUUUGGCUACGCCGACGAAUGCCAUUUCCUGGAAUUACCUAGUGGUGUCCCAAAGGACUGGAAAUUUUUAUCCAGCUUGGAUGUCGGACUGGAUGAUGGGCUCGACUUUUAUUUGUGGAUACUCAACCAGAGCGGCUUCAAGCGGCACAUAGACAUCGACAAGUCAAAACAGCUUUACCUAGAGAUCCAGUCGCGAGCUUUCUCUCCUACUGAGGAGCUGAAGGUCAAGAAAGCGUUUGGUAAUUCUUUUGUCCAUCUUCCGAACCGCGAGUAUGAGUGGCUAGAAAGCUGCGUCUGGCAAGGGCCCAAGGGUUUCUCGUCCAAGCCUGCCUUACGCCCAGGCUACGGUCAUGAACUGGAUAGGCUUUUUCGAGAGAUCUUGAAAGUCCCAAACGCGACGAGUGCUGAAGUUCAAGAAUAUCUUGAACAGCUUCGGCAUGAUAAGUCGACGACCAUGGCAGAUGUCACUGAAGUCUAUGUGUUUAUACAAAACCACUGCGCAGACACGUUCAGAGUCUAUGACCAAACCGCCUGCAUUGCCGUACCAUCUUUACUGGGGUCUGCCCUCGAGUGGAAAACGCCGACUCAGUGCGUGUGGGACGACCAGGAGUUUUCGCAGAAUGAGCUCGAGCUAGAGAGCAGGACCGUCAUUCGUCGCACCGUAGAGCAGCACGCACCGUUAGCAAAAGCUUUCUUCACCGAAGUUCUCAAGCUCCCAAACGCUGGCAUCCAUGAACUGCUUGCCGAUUUGACAUUGAUGCAGAAAAAGAAGCGCGACGAUCCGGGGCGAGUGUAUCGGCUCUAUGAGAGAAUUGAGAGCUGCCGUCGCCGCUGGCCAACCUUUAUAAAAAUAGCUUUUAAGAACAACCCCCUCGUGUUUCUUCGUGGUAUCAACGACCAAAGCGGCCGAUGGCUGUCACUCGAGGACUGCAUCUGGACCCGGUCGGUUCUACGGUACAAGCAUGCCCUCAUGCCUUCGUUGAAUCAAUAUCGCGAUCUGUUCCGGUCUACGUUGGAAGUGCCGAAUGCAACCAUGGAUAUGCUGGUCACUGACUUGCUGGAAUCACUAACGGACUGCCCCCUGGAAGACGAGGACGGUUACCAGUACGUAAAGGAGCUUCUGCAAGAAAUUGCCCGCCUGCGGCAGAACAAUAAUGAGCUAGAACGACUGGACGACAUAGAAUGCUGGCCGUGCCACACGCCAAAUUGCCCGCGUGAGUUUUGCUCGAUUGGAAGUUUCUACGUCAACGACCGGCAGGAUCUGUUCGACGUCUUCUCUAACAGUUAUACCUUUCUCGACUUCGAUUUUGACACUUCCAAAGGAAUUGCAGAUUUGCUUCAUAAUCGAGGCUGCGACUCGUUUCUGUCCGAGAACGUUUCUAUAGACACGGAAUCUCGCGAACCGCUUGAAUACGAUCAUAACCUCACGCAGGAUUUUCGAGGCCGUGCAGAUGCACUUGUAAAAUAUUUUGAGCACGUCGAGUGCGAGUCGAUAAGUUACGAUCCUCGGCCGCUUCUUGAAAACGUCGUGGUCUGGACUAGUGCGGACAUUAAGACGCACUAUACAUUGGAAGGCACUACUGUGACGAAAAGCGAGGGAGGUUCCAGUGUAAAAGUCAGCCAUGAUGAAGAUGAGGUCGCCAAUCUGGAGAUUUUCUUCUCGGCGAACAAGAAUGAGCGCAAUUGUGCACUCAUCACAGACUUUCCAGAGCAGCUUGUAACGGCACUGGAGCUUGAACCGGCCGAUCUCCCAGAUCUUCUUUCCUUCCUACGGGUGCCACUCGCCUCACUGAAGACCUUGCUGAUCAAAAAAGGCAUCACUAGCGGGGACGCUGCAGACGAUAGCGAAGAAGAGACUUUGGUGGAUCCAGUCGACGAAUACUCACAGGGCCAAAGUGAUGGCAGCUAUGAUGAUAGUGGUGAGGACGUAUCGACGACGUCUGCAAGCGGCGUUGACUCGGAUUCCGAAGGAUCAGCUAUCGUACAGCGUAUGCGUGCUUGGGCGAGGUCUGAGGCUGCAAACACGACUCUGCGACCACAUGUGAAUCCUCGACCUAGCUUUAGGCCGACCACACCACGGCUUCAGUCGCAGUAUUAUCUGAAUUUACCUUCCGAUGAAAGCCCUCGCGAUCGACCAGUCACUCCCCGUCCCACGGCUGCUGGUCUUUACAGCACAGAUAAUCGAAACCGGAACAGGGUGCGGAUUCAAGGCUUCGCCCGAAACGCGGGCCCUGCAUCUAGCCCUCGACUUGGGAGGUCCAGCGGCCAGUCUGGUGGCGGUGGUGGUACUUUUGACAUGAGUACAUUGAGGGAGACCCUCGAGGCCGCUGAGCCUGCUCUUGUGUCGACGGCGGUUCAGGUCAAUUCUGGCCCGCGCCGACGAGCAGGGCCGAUUAUAAAUCGUAGCGUGGAGGAAAUGGCCCGUGACUUUGAAGUCGGCUUUUUAGGAGAACAAUUUGUGUACACCUUGCUACGUGAUACGUUCGAGCUGCCCGACUUCACGGGAGAGGAAAAUUGGACCAGCUCGCUGCGCUCUCGCGCUGGCUUCUCGACCUUUGGCAGAGAAGUGUCGGAUUUUACCUAUGAGGACACGCAGGGCGCCCUAACCCGCCACUUUCUGCGGAUGCAGCACCCGUACGCGACGCCAGAAUGGCUGUCCACAGUUUGCGGCAAUGGUAAUGUGCCUCUGUACCGGCUAGAAGUCAAGAGCACAACGAGCCAAGAUCCUACUACUACCUUUUAUAUGAGUGGACGUCAGCACGAGUUGGCAAAGAAGCUGCGCGUCACUUCGACGACGCCGUCAGAGGUUUACGUCGUUCUGCGCAUCUCAGGCUUGAAUGCAUUGGAAGAUGGAGCAAGACACCGGCCACAGUGGAGAGUGUAUUUGGAUCCAUACACGUGCAGUGAAGAGGGCCUACUGAACUUUUUUGCGCCCACAUAUGCCGUCACGGUUACGCGUUGA
Talaromyces rugulosus is the source of this 5334-nucleotide messenger RNA. RefSeq lists its product as uncharacterized. The coding region runs from base 1 to 5334 and encodes 1777 amino acids. The transcript is spliced from 9 exons. The record is from RefSeq and is a predicted model, not a curated record. Lineage: Eukaryota; Fungi; Ascomycota; Eurotiomycetes; Eurotiales; Trichocomaceae.